This is a messenger RNA of Corylus avellana, 651 nucleotides long. Its product is annotated as large ribosomal subunit protein uL14x/uL14z/uL14y. Gene Ontology annotation, cellular component: ribosome; cytosolic large ribosomal subunit. Gene Ontology annotation, biological process: translation. Gene Ontology annotation, molecular function: structural constituent of ribosome; large ribosomal subunit rRNA binding. NCBI's taxonomy places the organism in Eukaryota, Viridiplantae, Streptophyta, Magnoliopsida, Fagales, Betulaceae. The record is from RefSeq and is a predicted model, not a curated record.
ACCCUAACAAAUUCAUAGUGUUACACUAUUGCUAUAAUAUAAAACCUCUAUUGAAGUCUUCUUCUCCGGAUCUGAAGCCGCCCAUUCUCCUCAGCCAUGUCGAAGCGAGGACGUGGAGGAAGUGCUGGGAACAAGUUCCGAAUGUCACUGGGUCUUCCAGUGGCAGCAACUGUGAAUUGUGCAGACAACACUGGGGCCAAGAACCUUUACAUUAUCUCUGUGAAGGGGAUCAAGGGUCGCCUCAACCGCCUGCCGUCAGCAUGUGUUGGCGACAUGGUGAUGGCAACUGUCAAGAAAGGGAAGCCUGAUCUCCGAAAGAAGGUCUUGCCCGCUGUUAUUGUGAGGCAGCGCAAGCCGUGGCGCCGAAAGGAUGGUGUUUUUAUGUACUUCGAAGAUAAUGCUGGUGUUAUCGUCAACCCCAAGGGCGAAAUGAAAGGAUCUGCUAUUACUGGGCCAAUUGGAAAGGAGUGUGCUGAUCUAUGGCCAAGGAUUGCAAGUGCCGCCAAUGCCAUUGUUUAAAUGUUUGGGUUUUUGUCAUUAAACUCUUUAGAAUGGUUUUUCUGAGGUUUCUGAACUCAUCUGGCUUUAGGCUGUUGUAGCUUAACAGAUUUAAGUUUUGCCAUAGAGAUUAAAGUCUUAUCUUUUGACACC